This is a messenger RNA of Priapulus caudatus, 1525 nucleotides long. RefSeq names its product rho GTPase-activating protein 26-like. The record is from RefSeq and is a predicted model, not a curated record. The coding region runs from base 18 to 377 and encodes 119 amino acids. The transcript is spliced from 5 exons. Gene Ontology annotation, molecular function: protein binding; GTPase activator activity. Lineage: Eukaryota; Metazoa; Priapulida; Priapulimorpha; Priapulimorphida; Priapulidae.
GCGAGGGCGUGGCGGGGAUGAUGGCGACGUCGGUGCCGUCGGCGGUGGUGUUGGGGUUGAGCCGGUCACAGCCAGCCAUCAAGACGCAGCGAAUGGCCAUCUACGGCAACAUAGUAUUAAAGUACGGACCAUCUUAUCCUGUCUACCAAAGACCAGAGCAGAUUAGUGCGGCCAGCCUGGGGAGCAUACAGCAAUCAUCUACGAGACGCGUGCGCACGAUCUACAUGUGCGACGCGGAGAACGAGUCGGAGCUGUCGUUCGAACCGAACCAGAUCAUAACGAACGUGCGGGCGUCGCGUGAGCCCGGCUGGCUCGAGGGAACACUCAACGGCAAGACGGGACUCGUACCGGAGAACUACGUCGAGUAUCUGCAGUGAGGGGGCGCCGGCGGAGCGCGCGGGGGCGCCACGUGUCGCUCGCCGACACCUGCGGCCGGCGGGCCGGGAGCGGACUAGUGUCUAGAGGUCAGAAGUUGCGGAGUCGUGGCAAGACCUCAUGAACGCGCAGCUAGAGGUCACGACCUGCAGCUAGAGGUCACGACCUGCAGCUAGAGGUCACGACCUGCAGCUAGAGGUCACGACCCCGCAACUAGAGGUCACGACCCGCACCUAUCUCUGCGUGGCUGGACGCGCGACUCCGCUCCUUCUACAUGCAGCUGGUCUGGAGACGGAUGCGGAGAGAGAGAGGGCCAACGCCGUCGCCGUGGCAACGCGAAGCCACCGCCCCCAGCGUCUCGUCUCUCCUCUCCUUGGUCGGCACCCGCCGCCCGAGACGCGCGACUCGCGAGUGAGACGCGUGAGACAUGACGGGGAAGACGCGAGACGAGGCAUCCGCGUUCCCCCGCGAUUAUUCUGAAGCCAGUAGAGCGCGCCGCGGCAGCCGGAGAGAAACCGGCGACGCGAGACAGUAACCUCGCGUCUCCGCCACCGCCACCGCACGACUCGAGACUCGCGAGUGAGGCACACGAGACGCGACGCGGGAAGAUGCGAGACGCAGGAGACGAGGCGUCCGCGUCCCCCCGCGAUUAUUCUGAAGCCAGUAGAGCGCGCCGCGGCAGCCGGAGAGAAACCGAUGACGCGACAUCGUAGCCGCCGCUCGCUCGCACGCUAGUUAGUUCUCCUAUUGCUUCCCCCGAAUCGAGGAAGUCACCCUCUCUCUCUCUACAUACGGAUCUCAAUAUCCGCGUAUUUCUUCGUGCGAAAGGAGAGGAACAUGAGGAAGCCACAGCACGCGCGUUUGCUAUCGGAGGGAGGGGGGGGGAAGGUCGUAGACGGUUCGCGUGUACAGACGACGUUAAGCCAGUAAAAGUCGACGCCUGCUGCCCCGCGUUUGAUCUAGAGGUACUGGUGCUGGCCUCUAUCCUCAAUCUUGAAAUAAUGAAUUCUCGUUCGCGCGCAGUCGCGAACGGGAGAUCGCCGCGAAACAAGCGAACGGCAGGACGAGCGGCUAAUGACCGAUUUAACUAGCCGCCAGUAACGUCGCGCGGUCGCGACCACCAGGGGGCGGCGCUCGUCUCCUCCCGCCC